This is a messenger RNA of Polyodon spathula (Mississippi paddlefish), 5779 nucleotides long. RefSeq names its product alpha-2,8-sialyltransferase 8E-like. The record is from RefSeq and is a predicted model, not a curated record. The transcript is spliced from 8 exons. NCBI's taxonomy places the organism in Eukaryota, Metazoa, Chordata, Actinopteri, Acipenseriformes, Polyodontidae. The coding region runs from base 367 to 1599 and encodes 410 amino acids. Gene Ontology annotation, biological process: oligosaccharide metabolic process; N-glycan processing. Gene Ontology annotation, molecular function: alpha-N-acetylneuraminate alpha-2,8-sialyltransferase activity.
CGCUGGAAGUGGAAUGCAGUAACUGAGGCUCCUCAUUUUUAGUCUCUGUUGGGUGAGAUUAUAGAGAAGAUUUUCACCACCUUCGCUUGCCGAAUCGCAGAUGCAAGGAGACGUCCUGAGAAAGGUUGCCAGUAUUUUCACAGACUCAUUCUGUACCUGCUUUGGAACACGAAUAUUAUAAUGAAAAAACAGCAAUGCUAGUUUACAGAUGCUCAGACUCUGUACUGACAAAUCGCGUUUUAAAAAGUGCAGUCAUUUAAGACGAUGACCUUGGCUAAACGUGUUCCGGUGGCUGAAUCCAAUGUGUUCGAAUUUCAAUACAAUAAGAACACUUUCUGGUUUUAAGUCUGAACCUUAGGCUAAAGAAUGGGGUACACAGUCACUUCGAGCAGAGAUGUGCUGGGCAACAGAUCUCUCUGUUUUUUUUUCAUUUGUGCGUUUGGUCUCGUAACCUUGUUGCAACAGAUCAUCUACGGGAAGAACUACAUUAAGAGUGGGCUACAGUUUAGCUGGCAGAGUGGAGACGAAACAGAAAAUUGGACCGGGACCUUUAAUUUCACGGAUGAUGGAGCACUGAAGCCUGCCAGUGAUCGGGACAGCAGGUACUUUGAAUUUUAUGAUGGGCCUUAUGAGUAUAACUCCACAACAUGCAAGGAGCUAAGGCAGGAAAUCAUGGAUGUGAAGGUCCUGUCAAUGGUGAAGAAUUCUGAACUGUUUGACAAAUGGAAGAGUCUGCAGGCCUGUAAAUGGCAGAUGAAUAAAGCAGAGGCCAAUGCCUUCAAAGCUUCUCUGUCACGAUGUUGCAAUGCCCCGGCAUUCAUGUUUACCACCCAGAGAAACACUCCCUUUGGAACAAAGCUCCGUUAUGAAGUGGACACCAGCGGGGUCCUGCACAUCAGCCCAGGAAUCUUCAAAAUGUUUCCCAAAGAUAUGCCAUACUCCCGGUCCCAGUUCAAGAAAUGUGCAGUGAUUGGCAAUGGGGGAAUCUUAAAGAACAGCAAGUGUGGGAAGGCGAUUGAUUCAGCUGAUUUUGUUUUUAGAUGUAACUUACCUCCCAUCUCUGAAGAGUAUGCAGCGGAUGUUGGGUACAAAACAAACAUCGUGACUAUAAAUCCCAGUAUUAUAACUGAAAGGUUCCAGAAGCUAGAGAAAUGGAGGAAGCCAUUUUAUGAGGUAUUGCAGACCUAUGAAAACUCGUCCGUGGUUCUUCCAGCCUUCUACAACACCCACAACACAGACGUUUCCUUCAGGGUCAAAUAUGUCCUGGACGACUUUGACUCCCCACAGUCAGUCUUCUACUUCCACCCGCAGUACCUGCUCAAUGUGCAGCGCUUCUGGAUGAUGCAGGGGGUGGUAGCCAAGAGGCUGAGCACUGGGCUGAUGCUGGUUACGGCUGCCAUGGAGCUCUGCGAAGAGGUCCACCUCUACGGAUUCUGGGGUUUUCCUAUGGACCCCAAUGGGAUCUUCAUGACACACCAUUACUAUGACAACGUCAAGCCCCGGCCUGGCUUCCACGCCAUGCCUCACGAGAUAUUUAACUUCCUGCACCUGCACAGCAGGGGCAUCUUGCAGGUUCACACGCGGGCCUGCAGCAGGUGAUGUCCCUUCCUUUUCUUUUGUUUUAUUUCAGUGUGCUCUGCGGUUGGGGCUUUUUAUUUUCUAGGUUAACAACAGUCUUCCACAAACAGUUCUCUGGGAUGAGUCUUGAUGUGCAAACCAAUAUUUGCAGGAAGCUGUGAGAAAUGCACAUUCUGACAGAAAAUGUACCGUGCUUGUUUUCUUAAUUUUGGAUGUUAAAAAACUAUUAUAAGUAUAGUGUUCCUUGUUAUAAGGCAGCCUUUGUACUGCAGAUACUCCCAUUUGCUAAAUUGUCCCAUUUCACCAGCACUUGCAAUCUCAGAAUGAGGCCAAACACAGAUAACAUAGUUUAUAUGGGUCAUGAGAACAGUGUUAUAAAGGAUGAGCAUGGUUUAUGUUAAUAUGUAUGUAAAUAGAUGUUUAAGUUAAAUGAAAAUGACAUUGACUAUAUAUAUUACAUAAAUCACAAUUGCAAAGUUGAAUGGAUGAAAGAGAGGUUAUAUGUUUGGAUGAAAUAAGUUAAAUUCAGAGACUUACAAUGCUUGCAAUGGAUUUGUCCUUGCAAGGCUUUUUCCACCUUUGUCCUGCCUGUACCCUCUCAACAUCUCCCUCACACACUCAACCAUGCGGUCAGACACAUCCCACUGCAGCUCAUAAUACAGAGUUCAGCCUGGCAGCACAAAAUCCUACUCCAGGGAUGCAUAGCUCCAUUCAGUCCUCCUCACUAGCUUCCACCUAAAAGCAGGCAGAACAUUAUUAAUCUUCUCAAAUAUGCAUUUCAUAAGCCAAACAAGAAAUUGCUAUGAUUAUAAAACUUCAUAAUUUUUGAUACAAUGAACAAUAUUAUGCACAGUGUAUUGUGUUAGUUAAUAAAUAUCACCCAUCUUCGACCCUGAGAACUGUUUGUGCUAAAAAUAAUAAAGUAGGUAACUCGUCAUGGACUGUGCUGAGGCUGCAAUCAACAAUCUUAGCUUCAGCUUCUUCGUGGGAUCUCCACUUACAACAAGUUAUUUAAGCCAUUAUCUUUUGUAUUGUGGCAGAGAAGAAAUCAAGCUUUGUUCUGCAGUUUUACUAAUAGUAGUACUGUGUGCAGUGUUCUUUAUGGACUGUGUUUUUAAUUGCCUGGAUUACUGGUUUAAAAAAAAAAAGCAGGACUACAGAGGCUUAACGCACUUGCCUUCUUGCCUAAGGGAAAUGGGCUGAUGCUGCCAUCAAAUGGUAGAAGAAGAAACACGCACUCGACAUGUUACUGUAAAAUAAAGCACAGUGAUACCUUCUAUUGUUCAUAUCAAGCACAUACCGACAAUAUUGCUGUCAUGUAUUGUUUUAUAAGUGGAAAGGUUUAUCACAUAUGUUAUUGUGCAAGAUCCUCACCAGCUUUUCAAAAUAUUUUUGAUUGUCUAGCAUUGAUCUGACACAAACCGUGGGAAAGACUUUGCACAACAGCCAAUACUUACAGAAUGCCACCUAGUGCUGUACGAUGCAUGCUCACCCUGAACUUGAAUGGGUGAAAAUCAUCUUGUGACUUAUACAGCAUAUUGUUGAUUAUAUUUACUUAAAUAAGAAUACUUAAACUAAUAAAGUGACAUUAUACAAUCUAUCUGAUAAAAGGAUCAUAUCCCUGGGUGCUAUGUAGUAUUACCAUUGUUUUCUUAUAUUCUACCUCUAUUUGACUAUAUAUAUAUACACACACACAAACAUGCAGAAUAAUUGUGGUAACCUAGCUGCAAAGCACAUACUAGCACAUCAAGAUGUUUUAAAAGAUUUUGGUUUAGAAGUGCCUGAAAAAGACAAAUGAUCAGUUAACCAAUCCGUGGAUGUUGCUUCCUUGACAGGGUCACUUUUGAAAAGUUCAGGCCGGAAUUCAAGCUUAACGGACAGGUCUGCUGUGGUUUAGUGGGUCAUAGUCACUGAAAAUAAUCAUAUUCGCAACAUGACUGGUAGAGCCCCUUAUCAUUACAUUAAUUUUACAAUGAAACAUGUACAAGUGUCUCCCUACUGCAUUAUUCCACAGCUGAGACCAAAUGUUUAAGGACAUGCCAAUCAGUCUAUUAUUUAUUUUCAUUCAAUCAGUAUCUACCGGUGUGUGGAAUUUUACACAAUCACUCUAGCUCUAGUUCAGAAGGAAGCUUUGUUCAAAGCUCCUGUUUCACAUUGAAAUAAGAAAAGAAACAGUGCACCAACUGGGAUAUCAAAGGCUACUGGUUCUUUUCCUCUUGGCACCCAUCUCUACUAAACUUGAGCUUUCAUAAUGCAUUAUCAGUGUAUGCUACUAUAAAAAAAAAAAAAAACUUGACCUAAAACCAAGGGCAAGUUGUAGCUUGCCUGGUAGCAUCUAUUCCAGCAAGCAUCUGUGUUGUGAAUGUUUUUAUGACAUAAUGUAGGUGUGUGUUUACUUUGUUUUUAUAGAUAAUAAUGAAACAUUGUAAUAAUAAGCAGUGUUUGAACACCAUUCUGAUUUAUUUUAGUAUAAGGUAUAGAUUUAUUUAAAUAGUGUCAUUCUGCACCCUAUACUGUAUGUAAGCAAUAACCCACGACAGGGUGUGUGUUAAGACAUGCAGGACACAUGCCUGAGUGUGUUGUGAGGUGUUUUUGUUUUGGAACAGUUUUACAAGACAAUUUGGUCUGUAUAGCACCGGAUUUGAGUACAGUACAGAUACAUUAUCAUUAUCUGCACAAUGGGCAUACCAUUUCAUAAUAAAAUUCAAAUAAGUGAAAACUUGAUUGCCAGUAGCAUAUGUGCUAAUUAUACUUUGUCAUUAUUCCCAACCAAUCAGGAUGGAAAUGGAUAUACUUUUAUAAGCUGGCACUCUAAAGCAACAAAUUACAGCACAGCAUUCCUUACAAGUUCAAACACCUUCAAUAAGAGUACUGGCUGUGCUACCAGGCAACAAACCACCUGAAUUCUUAAGAAUGCCUGGAAAGGCUUUAACAAUUCAUACCAGUCUCAAAAAAACAAAAAAUAAAACAAACAUGCUGGGGAGUCAAAACAUGCACUAUUGAAUGUGAACAUAAGUAUUGGUUUCCUUCUAAUGUGCCACUGUCAUCUAUCAUGUUUUGUUUUGCAAAACCAUUCCACACCCAUUGUGAUAUUUUCAAGAUGCUUAUUAAAUUCAGUAAAAAUAUAAAAAUGUUUUGUUGGGUAUUUGGUAUAAUUGCUAUUAUAUUAUUGUCAGACGCUUGACCAUUACCUUUAAUAAGAGAAUUCCCUGUAGUAAAGCAAGCACUGGCUAUAGUCACUGAUGAUCACAGUGAUUGUGGCCUUUGUUGUUUAAGUUACACAUUACAGGUAUUAGCUGAAAUAUAUUGAACCAAGACAAAUGGACAGUUGAAGACUGCAGAACAGAGGAAAAGUGUAAGGUAAGGUAAUCAUAUUAUACAAUUAACAACACAACCAGCCUCGCAAUCCUUUGAAAUGGGCAAUUUGCUUAUUUGCUUAAUUAUUUGUUUAUUAGUUCCUUAUUCUAGCAGUUUGAUUUAUUAAACAUAGUGACCUUGUGGAACCUGACCCUUCAGUGAUCAACUGGUUUGAAGGAUUACACAUUUAAUAAUCCAUUCAUUCAUUCAUUCAUUCAUUACAUGUUUACUGCAAUGAGUGUCUCCAGUUAGAUCUAGAUUACCAUAAUUAUUUCCUGUAACUGUAUAUGUUUACAUAAUAAUAAGCCAAACGUGGUUGUUGGCUCCCAUGAAUUCAAAAUGAAACUAAAUGGAGAUAUAUCUACUUGUAAGCAAGUGCAUUUUGUGAAUGAUUUCAUGUGUUUGUGUCACUUCCAGGUUGGGUAUGUUUGUCUUCUGUUUUUGUGGGGCCUUGGGAGUGUGUUGGAUGACCAUUAUUGAAGAAGAGUAUGAACAUUUCAAACAUUAACACAUUAACAUGAGACCUUUAAUAUCUCCAAAUACUAAACAUGUUAACACUGUAAUUGCGUUAAUGUUGUUUUGUGACAUUCGCUGGGUUGUGAACAAUGGCAACUUUUUGAAAACUUCGCCUUUUAGCUUUUUGCUGCAAAACAACUGUGUCAUAACACCUUGUUUAACAGCACCUUCAAAUUUUAGAUUUUUAUUAUUUCAAUGUUGGCAGGUCAACAGUUGUUCUUAACCUGCUCUGACACUAUUAUACUAAAUGUAGAGUAUUCUGUUAAAACUUUGUUUUUAUUAUAUAUAUCCCUUUUCUCAUUUGGAAGGAACUGCAACUAAGCAUGUU